UACUUGAAAUCACCCAUCCCUAGUUAAAAAAAACGAGCCUGCUACUGCCCUCGUGUGGCAAACGCGUAAAAACACAGCCUGGUCCUUGCGAUAACGUCAGAUCAGAAGACCAAUGUUUGUUUCCCCCUAUUAAUCAUUGUAAUCUUCCUCGUGUAGAGGUGUAAAGACCUAAAUGCACAAAUGUAGAAAGUGAAAACCUGAGUAAACCGUUUUGGAUCGCCUGGGAAGCUCCACCCAAUGAACGAGAGCUAGUAUUUCUGUUUCCUGUUUACGUAACUUAACUUUUCUCACGUUCCGUACUUGCUAGUUUCUGGACUAGACCGAGCUGUGUGUUUUAUGGUUCUGUCAUAAAUCGACAGUUUGCACGUCAUGAACAUGCAAGGACUCAGAAACCUUUUCCGACCGUGGUCAUCUAAUGUAAAGCUGGACGGCAAAACUGUUAUUAUUACUGGAGCCAAUACUGGAAUUGGCAAAGAAACUGCCAUUGAUUUGUCAAAGAGAGGUGCACGAAUCAUCAUGGCUUGCAGGGAUAUGGAGAAAGCUGAUGCAGCAUUGAAGGAGGUCAUCGAAGCAUCUGGAAAUCAGAAUGUGGUCUCCAAAAAACUUGACCUGUCUGACUCCAAAUCAAUCAGAGAAUUUGCUCAGUCUGUCAAUAGUGAGGAGAAAGCAGUCAACAUCCUAAUUAACAAUGCUGGAGUGAUGGUAUGUCCGUAUGGCAAAACAGCAGAUGGUUUUGAGAUGCAAAUUGGGGUCAACCACAUGGGUCACUUCUUGUUGACAUAUCUAUUACUGGAUCUGAUUAAAAGAUCUGCCCCAGCUCGGAUCAUCAAUGUAUCGUCCAUGGCGCAUAAGUGGGGGACCAUCAAUCUAGAUGACCUCAACAGUGAGCAGAGCUAUGAUAAGAUAAAAGCUUACAGUCAGAGCAAACUGGCUAAUCUGCUCUCCACUCGCUGCCUCGCUAAAAAACUAGAGGGUACGCGUGUCACAGUAAAUGCUCUUCACCCUGGCGUAGUGCAGACAGAACUAUGGAGACACCUGAAUCGGCUGCAGCAGACAGCUAUGUGGUUGGCAAAGCCCUUUACCAAAACAGCAGUGCAGGGAGCUCAAACCACCAUCUACUGUGCAGUAGCUCCUGAGCUGGAGACUGAGAGUGGCAAGUAUUACAGUGACUGUGCACCUACGAGUUGCUCCAGUGCUGCUAUGGAUGAUACAACAGCACAGCGACUCUGGGACCUCAGCUGCCAGAUGCUCAAUAUAACAUGGGACUAAAUGACUGUUUCAAGCUAAGAGCACUUUGUACACUUCAGUCCAUUGUUUACUGCCUGUAGGCAUGAGUAGCCCUUCUGCACUGCACCUCUGAGAAACACUGCCAUUUUCAAUGAUGUGAAAGUGAAAUAAAUUGAUUUUUUUCAUUCUCUCA
Pygocentrus nattereri (red-bellied piranha) is the source of this 1420-nucleotide messenger RNA. RefSeq names its product retinol dehydrogenase 12, like (gene rdh12l). NCBI's taxonomy places the organism in Eukaryota, Metazoa, Chordata, Actinopteri, Characiformes, Serrasalmidae. The record is from RefSeq and is a predicted model, not a curated record. The transcript is spliced from 7 exons. Bases 370 to 1269 code for a protein of 299 amino acids.